Aphidius gifuensis is the source of this 4467-nucleotide messenger RNA. It is a transcript of the gene MICAL-like, whose product is annotated as MICAL-like protein 1. Bases 395 to 3415 code for a protein of 1006 amino acids. The record is from RefSeq and is a predicted model, not a curated record. NCBI's taxonomy places the organism in Eukaryota, Metazoa, Arthropoda, Insecta, Hymenoptera, Braconidae. Gene Ontology annotation, molecular function: protein binding. The transcript is spliced from 8 exons.
UCGUCUUUAUUCACUUAAUACUUCCAUGGUUCCGUGAAACGUUGAACGCCAGCAACUCGUAGCAUUUCAGUGCAUUUCCGUAAUUACUGAUUCAGUCGUUGUUUCUCACGCGUACCAGCUUGUACAAAGUGUUUUAUUUUUUUUUUUGUUUAUAACUUAGUUUUUUAAUAUUAAAAAAAAUUAGCUUCAUUGUAUCGUGACCUUCAUAUGUGUACAGUGAUAAUAUAAUUUUUGUGUAAAUAACAGUUGUUUUUAUUUUUCAAACAGUUUAAGCACAAUUGAGCAUGACUUAAAGAAUAAACAGACAAUUCGGAUUCUAAAAAAUAAUCAAAAAAAAAAGUGUGCUCCGCAAAAUAAUCUUACGAUAUAAAAAAAAUAUCUAUUGAAUAGAAAAAUGUCUGAAAGACGGGGACCAAAGGCCCUUGAACUCUGGUGUCGCCGUAUAACAAAUAGUUAUCCAGGAGUUAAUGUGCAAAAUAUGACCACAUCAUGGCGAGAUGGUCUUGCAUUUUGUGCGAUGAUUCAUCACUUUCGUCCUGACUUAAUUGACUUUGACAGUCUCAACAAGGACGACGUGUACGGGAACAACGAACUAGCCUUCACGACUGCCGAGCAGCACCUUGGAAUUCCUGCACUUCUUGAUGCUGAAGACAUGGUCUCGUGCACUGUACCUGAUCGUCUUUCCAUCCUCACUUAUCUUUCUCAAUUUUAUCAACACUUUGGUGCAACAUCGCCGAGUCGACUUGCGGUGAACAGAUCUCCUGAAAAUAAAGACGAAGAAAUGUCGUCAGUUCCAGAGUCCUCAAAACCCAUAGUUGCAGUACGUCUGGGGAUGCGAAAAGAGACAUGUUCAGUUUGCAGUUUGCCUGUUUUCCUCGCUGAAAAAUUAGUGAUAUCACGAAAAACUUAUCACCGAACAUGCUUCCUGUGUGCUCGUUGUAUGAAUCAGCUAACGCCUGGCAACUACUAUGAAACCGAGGAUGGUCAGUAUUGCUGUGAGACAUGUCCAGAUGAGGACAACGUACCAAAUAGUCCCACCAUUGAUAAAAUCGAUUUCCAGUGUUCAACAAGUGAUAAUCCAGAAUUAAGUCAAAUUAAUGUAAUAAAACAAAAUUUAAGGUCAAUAAGUGAUGAAGAAAAAACUUCAAUCAGUACAAAUGAUCUUAUAAAUAAAUCAUCCUCAUCAAAAAUAACAAUAAAUUUAGCAAAAACAUCUAGAAUGAGACUUAAUUUUAUGGAGAAUAAUUUAUUAGAUAAUAAUUUUGAAUCAUCCCCAGACGAGAAACAAGAGACUCAAAUUAAUAAUGAUAAAAGUCUCAAUAAAUAUGUAUAUAAAUUAGAUAAUAAUGUUAUUGAUAACAUUAAUAAUAAUAAUAAUAAUAAUAAUAAUGAAGAAACAAUAACUGCCAUAAAAUUAAGUGUAGAUAAUAAAGAUAAUGUUGAAGUGUGCCAGGAUACCAAAGAGAAACUUGGCGUUUAUAAUAAUGUUAGUAUUAAUACUAAUAAUACUGAUGAAUAUACUAAUGAUAAUAAUAUCAGUCAAUUUAAUUCAAUUGUUGAUAGAGAGUUAGAUCUUAAAAUGUAUAAUUCUGGUGAUAAUAUUGACACCAGUGAUUUUCAAAAUACUAUUGAAUCCAGUGAAACAAUUUUGACUCCUUCAGAAAUUCAAAGUACUUCUGAAUUUUUUGGAAUUAUUGAAUUAUCUGAAAAAUCUCAAACAUCUAUUGUUAAUGAAGAACCAUCGUUGAUUAUAAAUAAAAAUAUAAACUCAAACUCUGUUAUAAAUAAUGAUGAAAAUAAUGAUUUAAAAGAUUCACAACUCUCUAUUCUGAGUGCACCAGUUAUUGAUUUAAGUACUGAAGAAUCUGAUGAGUAUCCAAUUGAUAUGAAUCCCUUUGAGAAUGAUGAUAAUGAGAGUAGUCAAGAAAUUUUUGAUGAUAAAAAUAUUGAAAAAUUGAAAUCAAUGAAUCCAUUUGAUAGUGAUGAUGGUAAUGAUAUUGAAGCACAGUCAUCAUUGACAACACCUAAACCAGCCAUAAGAUCCACAACUCCAGCAAAAAAUGAAAAAUCAAAUGAGCCUGUUAAACGAAAACUCAAAGCUCCUCAUAUUAAUUUAAAUCCAUUUCUUAGUGAUGAUGAAAAUGAACUUGUCAGUGAAGAUGAGAUACAAAAUCAAUCUCAUUCUAUUGCUACACCUGUACCUAAACCCAGAACUUUAAAAGUAAUAACAGGAAGCAGUGAAUUUCACUUGAAAUCAAGUGUCGAUCGACCUGAUUUCUAUGCUUCAAAUACUUCUUUGGCGAGUUCAACAACAACUCCAGGCAAAACAUCAAGAAAAAAAAAGCCAGCGCCACCACCACCAAUUAUUACAAAUGAAAUGUCUUCACCAGUUACACAAAGUUCCGGUGGAAUUAAAUCAAGCAACUCGACUGCGAAUUCCUUAAAUCGGACACCAAGGCCUCGAAAAUCAAAGCUGGCCCCACCGCCUCCAAUGCUAUCAAGCCCAUCAUCUCACACGAGCUCUCUUGAUAAUUUAAGCUUGAACAAUUCAACGAAUGAUUCAAUGUCCUACAAUUCUUGGGAAGAUGAAAAAAUUGGCAAAAAUGAGGCAAAUAAAACAGUGAGAAACCUUGCUUCACCUUCAUCUGAUGAUUACCAUGAGUAUUUAUUUAUAGAUAAAAGUUUACAAGGAAAAUGGAAACGUAAAAAAGGACCAGCACCAGCACGACCAACACCACAACGUCGUAAAAUUAAAGUAAUGUCAUUAAAAGAUGUAAAAUUAGAAUUAGAUGAAAUUGAAUUACAACAACAGGGUUUAGAAAAGCAAGGCGUUAGAUUAGAAAAACUUAUCAGAGAUAGAUGUGAAACUGGUACUCAUGAUGAUACGAAUUUAACAAUGAAUGUUGAAGAACUUGUUUUAGAACUUUUUUCACUGGUCAAUGAAAAAAAUGAAUUAUUUAGAAGACAAGCUGAAUUAAUGUUACUAAAAAGACAACAGAGACUUGAAGAAGAACAUGCUGAUAUUGAAUAUCAAAUAAGAUGUUUAAUGUGUCAAUCAGAAGCAACAAAAACAGAUUUUGAUAAAGAACGUGAAGAAAAAUUAAUUCAAGCACUUGUUAAAAUCGUUGAACGACGUAGUGAAAUUGUUGAGUGUUUAGAAAUGGACCGCCGGAGAGAAGUAGAGGAAGACAAAAGCAUUAACAUGCACAUGGGAAUUUACGCAGCAAAAAGCAAAGGAGAUAUCACAGAAGAUAUAGAAGAAUCAGAUUAUCCGCAAAAAACGAAAAAAAAAAAUAAAUUCAAAGAAUUUGUUAAAGAUAAACACUUGAAAAAAAGUCACAAAAAAGAUGCUGAUAAAGACGUUGAUGAAAGUGAAGUCAAGCUUGAACGCCAAAAUAAAAAAAAAUGGUUUUAAAAUUUUUAUAUUUUUAUAGCUCUCUUUUUUAAUAUAUUAUAUAUAUGAUUACGCAAAAAAAUAAUAAUAAAUAAAUAAAAAUUCAUAAAUCAUCAUGCAUCUUGACAAUUCAGGUUGAGCCAGUCAAUAUUUAACAUUUUUUACAACUUUAACUUCUCAUAAAAAUUAGAAUUUAUAAAAAUGGAAUUAUUUUGAUACUAUGAUUUGAUAAUAAUAACAAUAAUAAUAAUGAUAAUAAUAAUUUUGAGUUUUGAUUAAAAUUUAAUUUGUUAAUAUUUUUUCCGAUCUUCAAAUCUUUUUUUUGCCUCAAUUUUUAGUUUAGAUACAUACAUAGCAGAGUAGUUAAAAAAAAAUUCUAAAAUUUGGUAGAUAGUCAGGUCGUGAGGUCAACUGAGAAGGCAUUGAUAUGAACACACCAAAAAACAUCGAAUGAUUAUAUCGAUAUUUUUAAGUUUAAAAUGCUUUGAGCCUUAUAUUUAAAUUAUAAAAUUUUAUAUAAGUAUUUAUAGAAAAAUACUUUUUUAUUUACAUGCAUUCAUCAAUAAUUAAACUUAAUCAGAUAAAAAUUGAAUGGUUGUCGUUUUUUUUUUUUAAAUUAAGAUACGAUUAAUCAUUAUAUAAAGUCAUGAUCGUGAAGUACAUGAAAUAUUUCGAUGACUUGUCGUUUUUAAUUUUUAUCAUUAAUUUAAUAAGAAUAAAAUAUUGGUGUAAAAAAAUUUAAAAUAUCAUUUCUGGUGAAAACCACCUGAUCAAAUUUGAUAACCAAAAAAAGAUUUUGCAACAUUAAUAGCCAUGAAUUGAAUGUACUCAAAAGUUAAAUUGAUGAAUAAAUAAAAAAAAAUAAUAUUUAAAAUUCCAUUUUUGUUAUCUAAAUUUUUAAAUUCCUUCUAUAAAAAAAAAUUAGAUAAAAUUAGAUUAGAUAAAAUAUAAAAACCUUAGCAAGGGUUUUUAAAACUAAAAAAAUGUUAGUAAAUACUUACAAGAACCGAUAAAAAUUCGAUAUUAUUUUCAAAAAAAACUCUCUUUAGAUAAAAUAAAAAAGUUAUUACCAC